Ruditapes philippinarum (Manila clam) is the source of this 3760-nucleotide messenger RNA. RefSeq lists its product as uncharacterized. The coding region runs from base 2243 to 3616 and encodes 457 amino acids. The transcript is spliced from 2 exons. The record is from RefSeq and is a predicted model, not a curated record. Lineage: Eukaryota; Metazoa; Mollusca; Bivalvia; Venerida; Veneridae.
AUCAUUCCCCUAUAGUCUCUUUUUCAAUCAUUCAUAUCAUUAUUCAACUUCAUACUAAUAACUUCAUUUGACCUAUAACACGUUGACGGGCCUCAUUCACUUCAUUUUUGAAUUCGGUCACGCUAACCUUUACGCAUGCGCACAAGAAAUGAGAACUUUUAGCGAGAGCUGUUGUUUUUCAUUGACUCCGUAUUUAUAUUUUAUUGUGUGCCAACAAUAUAUUUACAGGUAUAUUUGAGGUUAUAAAACGUUGUAAACAUGAAUUACUAUGAUAUGUGUAUGUAUUUCGCUUGGAAUUAGCAAUAGCACAAGAAAUGAGAACUUUUAGCGAGAGCUGUUGUUUUUCAUUGACUCCGUAUUUAUAUUUUAUUGUGUGCCAACAAUAUAUUUACAGGUUCCUCUUUGAACGCCCUAUCCUCCCGAGUGAGAACUCACGUAUAUCCGUGACAUUUGGUGGCCAGUGUUACAUUUGGGACGUUUUGGUGCGAAAACAGUUGAGGACGAACUCAGUUCGGGUGGAUUGUCUCCCCGCUUGUAUCAGCCAAUGAGAAUUGGGAAACCCUUCUUACGUCACAUAGUGAAUGUCAACAAGGAAUUCCGUCCAUCAUGUUGUAUCGAAAAUUUUAUAUUUUGUUUUAACAAUCAAAUGAAAGCUUUCUAAAGUUGUUUGGCAUUGAAGUUGUGUGUAUUGUGUGGAAGUCAACCUUGGCACUGAGCACUACAUUAACAGUUUAACAGAUAUCAUUGCAUAAAUACAUUUUCAUUUUGGUAACUGGUGAUUGGUGAGAUAACCCUUUCAUAUCUUUCUUCUGGUCCCUGAUACUAUACUCUAGAAGCCAUUUCUUUCCAUUUUACCAUCUGUAUUGUCUUAUUAUUACUAUACUCCUGUAAGACAUCCCCACUUUAACAGUCCACUUUAUUGAAAAGCUUGUGAAAUACUUUUGUACUAUUACCUGAUUAAAAAAAAAAAAAAAAAAAAAAAAAGAAUUUCAUCUUUGGAAGAAAUUUAAUUUUGGAAGCUUUAUUAAUUAAUUAAUCUUUUGGCGGCUCACAUACACUUCAUAAAAUUUAUGUGUCUUUGGAAAAUGUUUUGUAUUAGGUGCCUGAGUAUGAAAAAGUCAGUAAUGUAGUCUUGUAGUGUAAUGAUAGUUUAGUUCAACUUGUUGGUACUUCUGUCAUAACAGUGAAAGCCUAAUAAAUAUCAAAAUACAAGAAAUACUAUAAAAUAAUUGACAUUUUAUCACAGGGAUUAGAUACUCCUUUGAUAAAAUCUCUUAUAUUACUUAAAUAUUCUAGUCCGUGUAAAAAAAUUGUUCCAUUUAUUUAAAAUUGAACUGUUUUUGAAAUAAAAACAAAACAUUUUACAAUUGCGGUGUACUUGCAGUGACAAUUGUAUUUUGUUUAGACUUUUCUCGGGUUUUUGAAUGCAGUUAUCUGGAGAAGAUUGGAAAUUGAAGUAAUUUUCCGCAACUAUUUGGACCAGGUAUUAUAGUGUGGUACAAUUGAAUCUUUGUUGUUGUGAAUUUUACAGUACUGGUUUAGCCAGGAAAGUACAUGAAACAUUGUGCUCUAGUUUGAAAUUAAAUCAAGUGAUUAUUGAAGACAUUUGGGAAUAGCAGUCAUAUGGAAGUAGUGUGUGCUUAUAUUGUCUUCAUUGUUAUUUGAAUUUCCCUUGUAAAUUGUUUGGUAGGUGAAAUCCAUUCAAUUUUAUUACAAGUUUGAUACAGUACUGGACUUGAUAUUUAUAUAUUGCACACAUUCUCACAUUGGAAAACUAUAGAAGUUAGUACAGUGUAAAGGAAUUACCAGCAUUGAAUAUAGUGAUUGCAUUUACAGACAUUUGAUUGGUGCACAUAAAAGCUGCAAAUUUGAAAGUUUAUUUAUGUGUUAUUUAUUUUGUUUGUAAAAAAAUUUUCUAUGGUGUACAAUAUGGGACAUCAUUUUUGUGUGUUUUAAUUAUUCAUUUACUGAAGGCCUGAAUUGUCUUUUGUAAAUAAAAUUCAGCUGGUGUGUAACUUCUGCUAGAUAUACAUAUUACCAUUACAAAUUUCAGUUGCCAUAUUUGUGUAUGGUGUACAAUGUGUGCCAUCUUGUGAACAAAAAUUUAUUUUUGUGUAUUACUUUGAGUUUAUCUAUUUUCAUUUGAAAGUUUUUAUUUGGAAUAAUAUUUCAAGUAAAAAGUGCCCUUCAUUUUAUUUAUUUUGAUCAGUCUAAGUUGUUGUUGUGGAUUUGUUGACACGUUAUGUCAGUUAUUAUCAAUAUGGAUAAUGACGAUACCACACCUAGAGGAAAAGAUAGUCGUGAUGAGUUAGAUCUGGAAUAUUGUUUGAGACGUGUUUUGAGUUCUGGUUAUACUGUUGAUACAGUGCAACCUAGAACUGAUAGACGUUCACUCUCCACUGAUGCUGAUCCUGAUACACAUACACCUAUUAGGGAGUACCGACAUAGACAUCGUGAUCGUUCUCCUCCUGUGUUAUCUCCUCAUAGGUUGCAUUCUAUUCAUGAAAGUGCCCCGUCACCCUUUGUUGAAAGACGUCAGAGUCGUGUUUCUUUUCGUCCUGAUUUCGAUUCCACCCCUCUUGGCUCAAGCUUGCCCAGAAAAUCUGAUUAUUAUUCUAGGCCUGAGUUUGAAGGAUUAUCACAGUCCUUUCCCAGAUCUGCUUCUCUCCCACAGCAUGAUUCUUAUAGCAGCCCUUACAAUUUUCCACCACAGAGACUUCCUAAAUUACCUCAGUUUUCAGGGGAAUUGAAGAAAGAAGAUGUGGAAUUUGUCGUUUGGAAGUAUGAAGUCAACUGUAUCCUCAAAAGCGGUAUGUAUUCUGAACAUUCCAUUUUGGAGUCGAUUCGGCGUAGUCUGCGUGGGAAGGCCAGAUCAGUUUUGUUACAUCUUGGGGAGUGGGCGACUGUGGAUGAAAUCGUUCGAGAAAUGGAUGCAACUUAUGGUAACGUGGCAUCAACAGAGAGGCUGAAAGAGCAAUUCUACUCUGCAAGUCAACGGGAGGGUGAAUCAAUUGUUGACUAUAGUCUUCGAUUGGAACAUCUUCUUGUUGAUUCCCAAAUCACACUUGAUAGAAAGACACGGGAUGACAUGUUGAGGAACAGAUUGUGGUCUGGACUAAGGAACCAGGAUUUGAAGAACGCCACUAGGUACAAGUUUGAGGCGGAACUUGAUUAUACAAGGUUCAGGCGAGAGUUGCGACUUGUUGAAGAGGAGAUGAAGUUGGCUCAACAAGGAGUGAAAUCAUCAGGUACCUUUACCAGGGAUAGAUCUUCCACUUCUUCUACUUCUUCUUUUCCUUCUAAUUCUUCAGACAGGUCCAAAGUGCAGGAUGUAAGACAGUGUAGCACCUCUGUUGAAUCCAAAAUUUUACAGGAGUUACAGGAUGUUACAGCUCAGUUGAAGACAUUGAACAGCAGAGUCACUCGCAUCGAAAGAGACCUUGAUGAUGUCAAGAAGAAUAGGUAUAGGUCAGAUGGGAACCGAUGGCGAGGUAGAGGUACUGACAUCCGAAGUCAAGAGACAGAGCCGCAACCACCAUCAAGUUCUAACUCUGCUACUCCAUCCAAGACAGAUAAGCCUUUAAACCAGCAGGCUCCUCCACCAAAGGGCCAGUAGGAGGACCGCCCAGUCAGAGAGGCCCACCAAGUAUCCCUUUGGUUGGACAUUCCAAUGAAACAGAUGUUCUUGUUAAUGGAUGCCCUGCUACAGCACUUUUAGACUCUGGUUCUAUGGUCACAACUCUUGCUCAUUCUUACUUUU